Molecule: messenger RNA, 909 nt
Organism: Oncorhynchus masou masou (cherry salmon)
Lineage: Eukaryota; Metazoa; Chordata; Actinopteri; Salmoniformes; Salmonidae
Product: B-cell receptor CD22-like
Exons: 6
Coding region: 1-909 (302 amino acids)
Source: RefSeq, a predicted model, not a curated record
AUGGAUCUAAAAGUCAUUGUGUGGAAAAAUGGUCCAAGGAACACCUCAGUGUCAGUCAGUCCCUCUGGUGAAAUAGUGGAAGGCAGUUCAGUGACUCUGACCUGCAGCGGUGAUGCCAACCCACCUGUGGACAAAUACACCUGGUACAAGAAGAACGUAGCCUCACCAAAAGCAUCAGGACAGAGUUACAACAUCACUAACAUCAUCUCUGAGGACAGAGGAGAAUAUUACUGUGAGGCCCAGAAUGGAAGAGGAUCUAAUAACUCUACAGCUCUGAUGAUCAUUGUAGCAGGGAAACAGACCUCAGUUCUGACUGCAGCUGUAGGAAUCAUAGUGGUUGUUCUGGUUCUCAUCCUCUGUCUCUCUGGACUCAUGUGGUUCAGGAAGAAGGCCUCCAAACCCACCAACACAAGAGACACAGCAGAUGAUGGACAGGGAGACUCUAGUCCAGUGUAUGACAACAUCUCAAACAUGGCCAUGACCUCUACUGCAGCACAGACAGCUGACACAGACAACCAGGAUGAUGUUCACUAUGCCAGCGUCCACUUCUCUCACUCCAAAAACCAGGAAGUGCCUCUGUACUCCACCGUCCAGCUGCUUCAACCCCAGAAAGAGGAUGAGGAUGUCCAGUAUGCUGCUGUGAAUUUCAACCUCCCCUGUGCUGCCACCCGCUGCCUGGCUGCUUUGGGCCUGGCUGGUGAGGUGGUGGUGGUGGUCUCUGGGGGCUGGUCGAGGCGGAGAGGUACAGGCAGGAGGAGCCUGCAGUGGCUGUGGGUGUUGCCCAUGUCAAGCCACGCCCGGGGCCUGGCGGGGGCUGAGUACAUAACAGCUGAGCUGGACUGCUCUGCCCUCCCUACAGACUCUGGUAGGAGGCAGCCCAGCAACGGCAGCAGACCCAGGAACAGGUGA